AUGGCAGACUCUCAAGAAGACAAACUAUACAUGGUCGAGUACGCCAAGAGUGGCCGCGCUUCGUGCAGGAAGUGCAAGGAAAACAUCGCUAAAGACUCGCUAAGAAUGGCCAUCAUGGUGCAGUCGCCCAUGUACGACGGCAAAGUUCCACACUGGCAUCACUUCUCCUGCUUCUGGCUGAAAGCGGCGGCCCAGUCCCCCUCCGACAUCGCCGGCUUCUCCGCCAUCCGCUGGGAAGACCAAGAGAAAGUCAAGAAGGCCAUCGAAAACGGCGGAGCUGUCGGAGGAGGAAAAGGAGGCAAGAAAGGCGCCGCCGGGGAGAAGACGCUCAACGGCUUUGCGGUGGAAUACGCCAAAUCCAACCGCAGCACGUGCAAAGGAUGCGAUACGAAAAUAGAGAAGGAUCAGAUCCGCGUGUCAAAGAAGACGGUUGACCCAGAGAAGCCUCAGUUGGGUUUAAUUGACCGCUGGUAUCACACGGCGUGUUUCGUGAGCCACAGGGAGGAGCUGGACUUUAAGCCCGAGUACGGCGGCGCGCAGCUGAAGGGCUUUGGCACGCUGAGGGCUGAAGACCAGGUGGAGCUCAAGAAGAGGCUCCCGGCAGUCAAAACCGAAGGAAAGCGCAAAAACAACGAGGUGGACGGCGUCGCCAAGAAACAGAAAACUGAGGACGAUGAGGCGCAAAAAAAAUUGGAGACGCAGUUGAAGGAGCAAAGCCAGCUGAUCUGGGGCAUCAAAGACAAACUGAGGAAGCAUUGCUCCACCAAUGACAUGAAGGAGCUGCUCAUCGCCAACAGCCAGAGUAUUCCGUCAGGAGAAUCCAACAUGAUGGACAGCUUGGCAGACGGCAUGGCCUUCGGCGCUCUGGAGCCUUGCGGGGAGUGCUCUGGCCAGCUGGUGUUCAAAGGUGACGCCUACUACUGCACGGGGGACAUCUCGGCCUGGACGAAAUGUGUGUACAAAACCACUCAUCCCACACGUCGAGACUGGGUCACUCCAAAGGAAUUCCACGAGGUUUCUUUCCUGAAGAAGUUCAAGUUUAAGCGUCAGGACCGAUUUUACCCGAAGGAGGCGCCCGCUCAAAGCCAGCCCGUGGUUAAAUCAGAGUCUCUGGCCAGCGCAUCCGGCGCCCCCGUUAAACCACUACCAGAAGGCGGACCAUCAGAUAAACCUCUCACGGGCAUGAAGGUGUUGACCAUAGGCAAACUGGCCAAAAACAAGGACGAAAUCAAGGCAGCCGUGGAAGACCUCGGAGGAAAGAUUAGCGGCACGGCUAACAAAUCGGCGCUCUGCAUCAGCACCAAGAAGGAGGUGGAGAAAAUGAGCAAGAAAAUGGAGGAGGCCAAAGUCGCUGGUGUGCGAGUGGUCGCCGAGGAUUUCCUCGUCGACCUCAAGUCGUCGGGCAAAGCCUUUCAGGAGCUGGUCUCCCUGCACGCCAUUUCACCGUGGGGGGCCGAGGUCAAAGUGGAGGCCCCUCCGCCAUCGGCCGCUCCCGCCCCGUCCAAAUCGGGGGCCAUGGCUGCUUCCAAGAGCAGCGGGAGAGUCAAGGAGGAAGAAGGUAAGAACAAAGCUAAGAAAAUGAAACUGACAGUCAAAGGAGGUGCCGCAGUAGAUCCCGACUCAGGUCUGGAGAACAGCGCUCACGUUUUGGAGCAGAACGGUAAAAUGUACAGCGCCACCUUGGGCUUAGUUGACAUCGUCCGAGGAACUAACUCUUACUACAAGCUGCAGCUGCUGGAAGACGACGUCCAGAAAAGAUACUGGGUGUUCCGCUCUUGGGGCCGAGUGGGCACCACCAUCGGCGGCAACAAGCUGGAAAAAGUCGGCGACAAGAACUCUGCGCUCUCCAACUUCCUGUCCGUCUAUAGGGAAAAGACGGGUAACGAUUGGGGCGCCUCCAACUUCACCAAGUACCCCAAUAAAUUCUAUCCAUUGGAGAUCGAUUACGGGCAGGACGAAGAAGCCGUGAAGCGGCUGACGGCCACCGCUGGAACCAAGUCCAAGCUGGCCAAACCUGUCCAGGAUUUGAUUAAAUUGAUUUUUGAUGUGGAGAGCAUGAAGAAGGCCAUGGUGGAGUUUGAGAUUGACCUCCAGAAAAUGCCACUGGGAAAACUGAGCAAAAGGCAAAUUCAGAGCGCUUAUGCUCUUCUGACUCAAGUCCAACAGGCGGUGUCGGACAAUAUGACCGAAGCUCACAUUUUGGAUCUGUCCAAUCGCUUCUACACGCUGAUACCGCACGACUUCGGCAUGAAGAAGCCGCCGCUGCUCAGCAAUUUGGAGUACAUCCAGGCUAAAGUUCAAAUGCUGGACAAUUUGUUGGACAUCGAAGUGGCCUACAGCCUGCUGAGGGGAGGAGCGCAAGAUAACGAAAGCGAUCCUAUCGACAUUAACUACGAACAACUCAAGACGAAGAUCGAGGUGGUGGAUAAGAGCACACAGGAAGCGGACAUCAUUGUGCAGUACGUUAAGAACACGCAUGCGGCCACGCAUAAUACGUAUACACUGGAAGUACAAGAGAUCUUCAAAAUCAACCGCGAGGGAGAGCGCCAGCGCUUCCAGCCCUUCGAGGAGCUGCACAAUCGCCAGCUGCUUUGGCACGGCUCGCGAACCACCAAUUACGCUGGCAUCCUCUCUCAAGGUCUUCGCAUCGCGCCGCCGGAAGCCCCCGUGACCGGCUACAUGUUCGGCAAAGGCGUGUACUUUGCCGACAUGGUGUCCAAGAGCGCCAACUACUGUCACACCUCGCAGUCGGACCCCGUCGGACUUCUGCUGCUGGCCGAAGUCGCCCUAGGCAACAUGCAUGAACUGAAAAAGGCCUCCCACGUCACCAAACUACCAAAGGGCAAACACAGUGUUAAAGGUUUGGGUAGAACCGCACCCGAGUUGAGCGCCACCACCACAUUAGAUGGCGUCCAAGUGCCGUUGGGAAAAGGCGUCAACACCAACAUUGAUGAUACAAGUCUACUGUACAACGAAUACAUCGUGUACGAUGUAGCCCAAAUAAACCUCAAGUAUCUCUUGAAGAUUAAGUUCAACUAUCAAACGUCUUUGUGGUGA
Messenger RNA from Nerophis lumbriciformis (worm pipefish), 3057 nucleotides. NCBI's taxonomy places the organism in Eukaryota, Metazoa, Chordata, Actinopteri, Syngnathiformes, Syngnathidae. The record is from RefSeq and is a predicted model, not a curated record.